GUCCGUUUUACUUAGUCAUUUGUGGCGUUUAGGGACCAAUUUAAAUCUUUGGAAUAUUUAGCACAUAAACCCGACCUCAACCUCUCAUUCAAGUUAUGGCAUUUUUUACGACAAAUUUUAGACAGAUUAUUUUCAUUUGAAGAAAUGUCAUAUUAAUCGGGUAUUUCUUGUCGCACAUCACGGUAGUUUCUACUUGGGGUUGUUGUUUUUCGGGAAGACACUGAAUGUUACAAAAAGAAGAUGGCGGCUCCCUGUGGAAGGGUGGCAAGUCGGCCUCUGCUGUGUUUUCUUUCACAUUAUGAAAGGACCCCGGUGGCAAACUGUGGAUUUCGUCCAUUUUCCAACAGUUCGUUUUGCCGUGCAAUUAUGCGGCGCAGAUUAGCGCCGGAAACGCCGCGUUCCCCGUGGACUCUGAUGGCUGCGGUGUGUUUGCAGCGUCCGCCGGUCAUCUCGGCAGAUCUCAGUCCAUUGGAGCAACGCUUUGCUCGCAUGAUGCAGCAGAUGGAGCUGGAGAAAAGCAUCCUGUCUGACCACGAGCUGCGUCUUCUGGAGGACGCAGAGCGACUAAGGAGGAAGCAGGCGGACGAAGACGACGAUCACGACGACUACGAUGAGCGCAAGGAGCAAGAUAUCGUACUGACGCAGGACCUAGAGGAUGAGUGGGAGCGCAAAUUUAAGACAUUCAAGCCUGCUCCCAGAGUCAUGGAUGACGUGGAUAAGGACCUUAGCUCGUCGUUGCGCCUCUUGUCGGAAUCAUUGGUGCUGCUGUCAGAGCAGCAGGUGGGAAGCAACAAGCUAUGGCUGCUGCCUCAGGCUCAGUGGUGCCCUGGAGAAACAUUGAGAGACACAGCCCAGAGAGCGCUCGCCUCCAUCUCAGAACCUGCCCUCAGGGCCACCUUCCUAGGUCAGGCACCGUGCGGCGUGUACAAAUACAAGCUGCCCAAAGACGUGCGCAGCGACACCACAGUAGGCGCCAAGAUCUUCUUCUUCAAAGCCAUUCUGACAGGUGACGCCGCAUCCAAAGUGGAGCCCAACGGCGCCCUCAUGUGGCUGAACAAACACGAACUGCAGCACUUCCUGAAGCCUGCCUACAUGAUGAAGGUGGAGCGCUUCAUCCUGGGCCCGUAAUAUUGGGCACACAUUCAACUAAUCAAGUGUCUUUGUGCUGUCUUUCAUUGUACAAAUAAAACAUUUUUCCAUACAGUAACCAUUUUCCUUACUUUUUUCUGUUUU
Molecule: messenger RNA, 1233 nt
Organism: Corythoichthys intestinalis (scribbled pipefish)
Lineage: Eukaryota; Metazoa; Chordata; Actinopteri; Syngnathiformes; Syngnathidae
Gene: mrpl46
Product: mitochondrial ribosomal protein L46
Exons: 4
Coding region: 241-1128 (295 amino acids)
Cellular component (GO): mitochondrial large ribosomal subunit
Molecular function (GO): structural constituent of ribosome
Source: RefSeq, a predicted model, not a curated record